Messenger RNA from Striga hermonthica, 600 nucleotides. The record is from the annotation of a GenBank genome assembly. Lineage: Eukaryota; Viridiplantae; Streptophyta; Magnoliopsida; Lamiales; Orobanchaceae.
AUGCUUCGAAAUUGGCAAAAGAAAUUCAAGAGCUUUGUUUCCGGACCAAAAGGAGUUCGUUGUACAACUGAAGUUUUCGAAGAGCUCGAUUGGCCGGCUCAUGUAUUGUGCUCGAUGGUCCUUCCUAAGUUUCUAGCCCUCAAAGAGCCGUGUUCUCGUGUUUUAAUGAUGGCAGUAGUUGAAUUCUGCAAGGCACACCAAAGGGCGGCUGAGUAUGCCCUUUUGUUUCCGUUGAUUUUACGUAAUGAGGGCUUAAAUAAUCCCAUAUGCGAUUUGAUCACUAGAAUUAUGAAAGAUUGCUUGCACCCGACCCAAGUUUCCACAUUUUGCCAGAAAGUUCUGUGCGAGGAUAGAAAUGCACAGAGGUUCGUGUGUUUGGCGUGCCACAGGUGUUUGGAUUCUGUUGAUGAGCUUGUCAGACGGGUUUGUGAGUUUAGCGAGAGGUAUUCCAAGUAUUUGCGAUUUGGAAAUUUUGUUUUGUGCCUGGUGAGCAAGUGCAGUGUACUCGUGAAACCGCACAAGUUUUUAUUGGCUGCUGCUGUUGAGAAAACCGAGUCCUUAGUGACAAAGUCGAUACUAUCGAAAUUGACUAGCUUGUGA